GGUAGAAGAAGUAGAAAUUUUGAAAAAUCCUUAAGAAAAAUAAAAAUGGCACAUGAUCAAGUAUGGUUUUCUAGACCUCGUUCAUAUGGUAAAGGAUCUCGAGGAUGUCGAGUUUGUGGACAUGUAGCAGGAUUAAUUCGAAAAUAUGGAUUAAAUAUAUGUAGACAAUGUUUUAGAGAGUAUGCAAGCAGUAUUGGAUUUCACAAACAUCGAUAAGUGAGAUAAUAAAAAGAAGUUUUGUAGUAAAAAAGUGAAGUAAAAAGUGAUGUAAAAAAUAGAGAUUAGAUA
Pneumocystis carinii B80 is the source of this 288-nucleotide messenger RNA. RefSeq names its product 40S ribosomal protein S29. The record is from RefSeq and is a predicted model, not a curated record. Gene Ontology annotation, biological process: translation. Gene Ontology annotation, molecular function: zinc ion binding; structural constituent of ribosome. The coding region runs from base 46 to 216 and encodes 56 amino acids. The transcript has 3 exons. Gene Ontology annotation, cellular component: ribosome; cytosolic small ribosomal subunit. Lineage: Eukaryota; Fungi; Ascomycota; Pneumocystomycetes; Pneumocystales; Pneumocystaceae.